UUUAAAUGAAACUCUUUUGUGUCUAAAACACAAUUUUGAGUUUAAUGCCAAUCUGAUCAAUUAUACAAAAAAAAAAUAAUCAAUCACAUUGUAAUUAUUCAUAUAUUCUAAAUGUGAAUAUGCUAUGGUUUCCUUAACCUAAGAAAAUGACAUGAGAUUUUAACAAGUUUUAGUAAUUUAAAUAAUAUUUCGUGAUGGUAGAUUUAAUACUAACGGAGCAAUAUGGUUCAACCCAAGAUAUAAUAUCUUUUACUCAACAUGGAAAUGAAAUUGUUGAGGUAAAGCCUCAAAAGAACUUCUUUAAGUGCAUUUUCUCUUUUACUACAUUUUUUCGAGAAAUUCUUCUCCCAUAUGGAUAUCCUCAAUCAGUGAGUGAUGACUAUUUAGAAUAUCAAACCUGGGACACAUUACAAGCAUUAUGUAGUACAAUAACGGGGUCGUUUACCAUGAGGGCUGUGUUAAGGGGUGUUGGUGUUGGUGAUAGUAAAGCUACUGCCUUAUCAGCGGCCUUAACGUGGAUCAUGAAAGAAGGUGCAGGAAUGAUAGGAAGAAUUGUUUUUGCAUGGUGGAAAGGAAGCGAGCUCGACCAUAAUUGCAAAAAAUGGAGAUUUUUCGCGGACAUCUUGAAUGAUGCCGCUAUGCUAAUCGAACUAUGCUUGCCACAGUUUCAACAGUAUUCUACUGAAGUGCUUUGCGUAACUUCAGUUAUGAAAUCUAUUGUGGGGAUUGCCGGCGGAGCCACCAGAGCUUCAAUAACAUAUCACCAGGCGAUCAAAGACAAUGUGGCCGAUAUAUCGGCUAAAGACGGCAGUCAAGAAACGGUUGUGAAUUUAAUCGGCAGUUUCGCCAGUAUAUUUCUGCUAAACUAUUUCACGGAUUCCACGUCUGAAUGGUUGUUGAUAUUGUCGCUAAUUAUAUUGCAUUUGUAUACAAACUACAUGGCGGUAAAGUCGCUUGUUUUCAAAAAUUUCAACAACCAGAGGAUAGCGAUAGUUUUGAAAACUUUUCUGACAGUCGGAACUGUACCGAGUCCGAGUAAAGUGAACAGCAACGAAGCUAUUUUGCACGGGUUCGACCAAACAGUUAAACGCAUUUGUGGUUUCGAGAUAAUACUCGGUGAGUCUAUAAGUAAACCACUGAAACUUUACACUGUCGCCGAGCUGAAACAAAUAUUAUCAGUUUACGAACAAGAGAAAUACCUUCUUCUGGUGCAUUCCGAGAAGAGGAAAAUUUACGUGUCGUUUGAACACGGAGAAAAUGCCAGGGACGUAAUUGCCGCUUAUUUUCACGCAGUACUAUUAGCGAUAGCGACGAGUAUUUACAAUUCUACGAGUUUGGAUAUUUAUUCGAAGAGGCAACUGCACCACACUACUCCGAUAGCAAUAAUUCACACGUUUAUGAACGCAUAUGAAAAAUAUAUCGACGAUUACAGAAACAUUCCAUUUAAUUACCUUAUACCUUUCAAUAAACUCGUGAAACAGGAGUUUAACAUGUUUGUUACUGCAUUGACUGUAAACGGGUGGAGCAUGGGAUCGCAUUCAAUGAAGGUCGGCGAGCAUAGGAUUGAUUUCAAGACCCACAAAGCAAAACUUACAUGAAACAUAUUUACCAAUGUCAAGUAAUUAAUAAAUAUGUUUUUUACAGUGGCAAGCGUUGUCAAAAUUCUAUUUAAGAUUAAAAAACUUUUAAGAAUACUUAAUGCGAGGUAAGUAACGAACGAUCGCUUCUCACG
Molecule: messenger RNA, 1732 nt
Organism: Cylas formicarius (sweet potato weevil)
Lineage: Eukaryota; Metazoa; Arthropoda; Insecta; Coleoptera; Brentidae
Product: RUS family member 1
Exons: 8
Coding region: 195-1598 (467 amino acids)
Source: RefSeq, a predicted model, not a curated record